AUGGUCCUUGAUGUUUUGGGUAGAAUAGCUCUAGAAAGAAGAAGAUUUCUGAAAAAUGCAAAGAUAGCAGUUCAGAGACAGGCCAUGUGGUCCAAUUUGGCUCAUGAAAUGAUGGCUGAGUUUCGCAGUCUAUCUGCUGAAGAGUUUCUACCAAGUAAAUGCCAACAAUCUGGAAAAAAGAUGGAGAGAAUGGAAUCUCAUUUUGCAGCAUGGGAAAAGCAACAGAAGGAAAUUGAACAGACAAAAUAUUUAAUGAAGCUUGAAAGCAUGUAUGAAAAAGCCGUUGAGAUGGAGUGUGGUUGUGGUUGUGGGAGUUGUUUGGGGCAAAGCCAAGGGGUUCCUAGGACGGACUCGGACACCUAG
Messenger RNA from Fraxinus pennsylvanica, 363 nucleotides. Lineage: Eukaryota; Viridiplantae; Streptophyta; Magnoliopsida; Lamiales; Oleaceae. The record is from the annotation of a GenBank genome assembly.